AUGUCGUCGAGUCAACUUGGCAGUCAAUCUGGAGAACAUAUUACCCGCCAGACAGUUCAAGCUCUAAGCAAAUCCUCUCGUGACCGAGACCCAAAUCCCAGAAAGACCCAGGGCCAGCCCAUAACUCUGGGAGAGACUCGUCAGGCCCAGAACGACAUUCCUGGUCGGGCUCGAACCACUGGGCACACAUUCCCGGACCAGAUAUUCACUCGGCGCAAGGCUGUUGCACCGCAGCCACCUUCUCUUGAUACAGGCUCUAAUAACUCUCGCGACCUACCACCCGUGGAGAAAACUCGGCUGCCCAAAGCAACACCUUUGAAGUCAUCCUCUGGUGAUACUCACGGUCGUAUGAAGCCUAAAAAUGAAAGUUCUCGUAGUCCAAGCGCCGAGAGCCCUUUGAGUCGGCCACAAGGGAAGCAGAACAGCAAGGCAAUGCUUCGGAGUUCUGAGCAUAUUGUGACCAAUGGAUCGCCAAAUCCUCCCCAGAAGGGACAAAUCCGGCCGGGUCUCAAAACGCCUUCCCGCUCGCCAGCAGCAUCAAAAUCACCAGCACCUCUUAGGGCCCAUGGACAUAUGACAACCGCAUCGGUGAGCGACCGCUCACAAACCUCAGUUAAUUCCGGUAACUCGGCCGCCUCUACCGACUCUGUGGAGGCGUUCGUUAAGCGGAAUGGCCUCGAAGCAGCAGGUGACAGCAUGCCCAGGAUGCCACAUGAUUGGGUCUUGUGUGUUGACGGCACCAGGAACGAUAUGCUGAAGGAGCCCGAACUUGACAAGACAAACGUUGCGAGGAUCACCGAGCUAGUCAAGUCAGGCAGACAGGGGAAUAGAAUGGUUGCAGUUGCCUAUCAACAGGGCAUUGGCAGCAGUGGCGAGUGCAAGACAAAGGACGGCACUGCCAAGGGCUGGUUCCAGGACCUGCAAAAGGAUUUCCAGGCAAUGGCACCGAGUGAUGACCUGAUCACGAGGCUGGUGUCUAUCAACUACGCCUAUAUCAGCAUGAUGGUGUGCCCACAAAGGGACAGAAUCUUUCUGUUUGGGUUCUCCCGGGGUGCCUACAUCGCACAAAUAACCGCUGCUCUUGUGGCCGAUCUGGGAGUUUUCAACAACCAGCGGUUUUCAGAUGGUCCUGGAAACGGGAAAUACCACGAAAUCAUCCACAAAAUUGUCCAAAUCUGGAUCAAACAUCAAGGCAAGAUGAAACCAGAUACUUGGGCAGAUCUGAAACCGUAUGCCCAUGGCCUCGUGCUAGUGGACAUCGAAUUCCUCGGCCUCUUCGACAAGGUUGCCUCUGUUGGCAUGCCGGAUGUUGGUAUGGCAAACCUACAGAGUACAAGGUUCCGCUUCGCUGAGGACGUAUCCAAACGGCAGAGAAUUCGCAAUGCUUAUCACGCUGCCGCCAUAUCUGAACACCGCAAUAAUUUCAAGCCCGUUCUGUGGAAACAAGGAUCUGCCAAUGAGCACCGGCAGAAGGUGUCUCAAGUCUGGUUCCCCGGAUACCAUACCUCGAUCGGCGGAGGUAGUGGCAAACAGGGCAUGAUGGUCGAUCUCAUAGCCCUCGUGUGGAUGGUGUCCAAGUGUACAGGUCUUGCGGGCGUUAUAAACGAGGUCAACCUCGUAGAGAUGAUCAAGCUGGAUGGGCAGCACGCAGGAAAAUGGCACGGAAAAGAUAUAGCGGACUCCACAAAGGGAAUGUACGCAGGCCUGGGUGAUCAUUACCGUCAAGAACUUGGAUCGUCCAGCAUCGACAAGUUGCAUCAUUUGUGCAAAGAAACCGAAUGGCGGUCCCACUGUGCACCCAACAUGCCCAACAUCCUCGGCGAAAGGGAGCACCCAAUCACUAGGACACAAAUGAUGCUUGAUCAAGGCCGGUUUGAUACACCCAAUGUCUUCGAAGAGCGAAUGCUCAAGUUGUUCAAAGCUGUGGUCAAAGGUCCGGUAGCCUCGGUGCCACCCCCGAGCAAGCAGGCCAGCAAGCCAGCCAUCCGUGCAGGGACCGGUAUCUCUACCAUACGGAGGGACUGA
Diaporthe batatas is the source of this 2025-nucleotide messenger RNA. RefSeq lists its product as uncharacterized. The transcript has a single exon. The record is from RefSeq and is a predicted model, not a curated record. The coding region runs from base 1 to 2025 and encodes 674 amino acids. NCBI's taxonomy places the organism in Eukaryota, Fungi, Ascomycota, Sordariomycetes, Diaporthales, Diaporthaceae.